This is a messenger RNA of Ilyonectria robusta, 792 nucleotides long. RefSeq lists its product as uncharacterized. The transcript has 2 exons. The record is from RefSeq and is a predicted model, not a curated record. Bases 121 to 555 code for a protein of 144 amino acids. Lineage: Eukaryota; Fungi; Ascomycota; Sordariomycetes; Hypocreales; Nectriaceae.
UUUACGGAGUCGCGAGGUAAAAAAUGGUAGGAUAGAGUUGAGUGCGGAUAACGGCGAUGAAAAAAUGCGGAUUCGAACGCGGCGGUAACGUCGGUGUCGGUCGGCGGAUGGCGAUGUUUGAUGCUGUUGAAGUUGGUGUUGAUGUGGGAGUGGGACGUGGGAUGGGAUCUGACGUUGGCUGCUGCUUGCUGGCAGUGUGCGACUGUUGGCCGCACGUCCACGUUGUGCCUCUCCUUAGAAAAGGCAUACUUGCAGGAAUCAAGCACAGCAGAGGCAUACUUUCCUCAGGCUGCUGCGGCUGCUCCUCGUCUUGUGGGAGGUAUCGACGCCAUAUCGACGCUGGCCAAGGUGUCGUUGUCGGCGACAGUCGAAACCCAGGCUGGAGAUGGAUGGUGUCCCGCUGUGGCUGUGGUGGCGGGUGCGGGUGCAGUUAGCCGAGCAUUUGCCAUGAGGCUUAGUGCCUUGCCGUGUGCCACCAUUGUCUUGCUUGCUUCGUUUAAUGUCCAAUGGACAUCUGGUUCCAAGCAAAUCGAAAGGAUAACUGUCUCAAAUUGAUUUCCUUUAGGCUCGUAUUUGUUGCCAUGACAGUGAUUCUUAGCCGGCAUUCGGAAGUGGUGUACAUGAUUUCAACUUGAAUCAUUGUAGGUAAAGACCAAGGUUGAACCAAGGAAUGCACUAAUCUCGCUCGCACAAGUGCGAGGCCAAGACCGAGACCUCGUCUUUGUCAGCUGGAUGUCGUGUGUUUGCGGAUCCCGGUCAUUGACCCACUGUGCGACGGCUCGGACGCCGAAC